Prunus avium (sweet cherry) is the source of this 4347-nucleotide messenger RNA. Its product is annotated as ABC transporter C family member 8-like. Gene Ontology annotation, molecular function: ATP hydrolysis activity; ABC-type transporter activity; ATP binding. Lineage: Eukaryota; Viridiplantae; Streptophyta; Magnoliopsida; Rosales; Rosaceae. Gene Ontology annotation, biological process: transmembrane transport. The record is from RefSeq and is a predicted model, not a curated record. Gene Ontology annotation, cellular component: membrane.
ACAUUGGUGAGCAUAGACUGUCCAUAUAUAAGCAUUUUCCAGAAGCUAAUUUAAUUUGGUGAUUAUCAUAGAGGAAGUUUAUUAAUUUGGUGAGCAUAGACUUUCUAUGAAGAUAUAUUUUGAGAUUUGAGCUCAUUUCCUACGUAGUUUGGAGUGCUUGCUGCAGAGUAGCAAAUUAAGUUCACCACAAAGUAGGUAAAAGUAUGGCUUCUUUGAGGAGCUCACUCGGGAGAACUUUCUCAUGGAUUUGUGGUGGAGAACUUGAAUUGGGAUCUGAACCUCUAUUGGACAAAAAGUCUUCUGGAAAGAGCCAGAAAACAGAACUUGAGCAUGCUAGUUUUCUUAGCAAAUUGACAUUUGCUUGGAUUAACCCUUUACUUAAAUUGGGUUCCUCAAAAACAUUAGCUCUUGAAGACAUCCCUUCUCUGGUUUCUGAAGAUGAAGCAGCUUUAGCAUAUCAAAAUUUUGCUUAUACAUGGGAUUCACUGUCAAGGGAGAGGAGCUCAAGCAGUACCAGGAACCUGGUUCUGCAGACCAUAGCAAAAGUUUACAUGAAAGAAAAUAUAUGGAUAGCAUUUUGUGCAUUCCUCAGGAACAUUUCAGUUGGAGUUUCUCCUCUUCUACUCUACGCAUUUGUGAAUUAUUCAAAUAGUGACGAGGAAAAUCUAUAUGAAGGCCUCAUAAUAGUAGGGUGUCUAAUUCUUUCCAAGGUGGUUGAAUCUUUGAGCCAGAGACAUUGGUUUUUUGACUCUAGGAGGUGUGGAAUGAGGAUGAGGUCAGCCUUGUUGGUAGCAGUUUAUCAAAAGCAGCUGAAGCUUUCUAGUUUGGGAAGGAGAAGGCACUCAGCUGGGGAGAUUGUGAAUUAUAUAGCAGUCGAUGCCUACCGAAUUGGAGAGUUCCCAUGGUGGUUACAUACAACAUGGAGCAAUGCAUUGCAAGUAUUCCUUGCCAUUGGUGUUCUUUUUUGGGUGGUGGGUCUUGGUGCUCUUCCUGGUAUGAUUCCUCUCUUUAUUUGUGGUCUCCUGAAUGUGCCAUUUGCAAAGGCACUUCAAAAGUGUCAAUCCCAGUUCAUGAUAGCUCAAGACGAGCGACUCAGAGCCACUUCUGAGAUCCUGAACAGUAUGAAAAUCAUUAAGUUACAAUCCUGGGAAGAGAAAUUCAAAAACUAUGUGGAUUCCCUCCGCGAACUUGAAUUCAAAUGGUUGUCUGACUCGCAAUUUAAAAAAGCUUAUGGCACUCUAAUGUAUUGGAUGUCACCCACCGUCAUUUCUUCGGUUAUCUUUCUGGGAUGUAUCCUUUUCAAAAGUGCCCCUUUAAAUGCAAGUACCAUAUUCACGGUUCUAGCUGCACUGAGGAGCAUUGGAGAUCCUGUCAGACUGAUACCAGAGGCUCUUUCAGUAAUGAUCCAAGUCAAGGUCUCAUUUGAUCGUCUCAAUGUUUUUUUGCUUGACGACGAGCUGAAAGAUAAUGAAGUAAGGCAGUUGUCAUCACAGAAUUCAGAUGAGAUCUUAAGGAUAGAAAGAGGCAUUUUCAGCUGGUAUCCUGAAUCAGUAGUUCCAACUCUGAGAGAUGUGAAUUUAGAAGUGCAAAGGGAGCAGAAAGUUGCAGUUUGUGGACCAGUUGGAGCUGGAAAAUCGUCACUUUUAUGUGCUAUACUUGGAGAGAUGCCCAAAAUUUCAGGAACUGUUGAUGUAUUUGGAACCCUGGCUUAUGUUUCUCAGACUUCUUGGAUACAAAGUGGGACGCUUCGUGAUAACAUACUCUAUGGGAGGCCAAUGGACGAGAGCAAAUAUGAAAAGGCCAUAAAAGCUUGUGCUCUGGAUAAGGACAUUGAUAGUUUUGACCAUGGUGAUCUUACUGAAAUAGGCCAAAGGGGGCUUAACAUGAGUGGAGGACAGAAGCAGAGGAUUCAGCUGGCUCGCGCUGUCUAUAGUGAUGCUGAUAUCUAUCUUCUUGAUGACCCCUUUAGUGCAGUGGAUGCACAUACUGCUGCAAUUCUAUUUCAUGAUUGCGUCAUGGCCGCCCUAGCAAAGAAAACUGUAAUUCUGGUGACUCACCAAGUUGAAUUUAUCUCAGAAGUUGAUAAAAUUCUGGUAAUGGAGGGUGGAAAAGUUACUCAAUCUGGAAGCUACGAGAGUCUUUUGACAGUUGGAACAGCAUUUGAGCAGCUUGUGAAUGCUCAUAAAGAUGCAGUGACAACAUUGGGUCCUUCCAAUUAUCAAAGCCAAGGAGAAUCUGAAAAGGGAGAUAUGGUUCGGUGCAAGGAACCUCAUGGGGCUUACCUUACUGCAAAUAACAGUGAAGGGGAUAUUUCUGUGAAGGGUAUAGCUGGGGUGCAACUAACAGAAGAAGAAGAGAAAGAGAUUGGAGAUGUUGGAUGGAAGCCCUUUUGGGAUUAUAUAUUUGUUUCCAGAGGAACACUUCUUCUAUGGUUAGGCAUAAUAGCACAGUCUUUUUUUAGUAGUCUUCAGGCUGCUGCAACUUAUUGGCUAGCUCUAGGCAUUCAAAUUCCUAAACUGACCAGUGGCGUACUCAUUGGUGUUUAUGCUGCAAUUUCAGCACUUAGUGCCAUCUUUGUAUAUCUUAGGUCAUUUUUUGCUGCCCAUAUGGGAUUGAAAGCUUCUAGAGCCUUUUAUUCUGGUUUCACUGAUGCUAUCUUCAAGGCUCCCAUGCUGUUCUUUGACUCAACCCCUGUAGGGAGGAUUUUAAUACGAGCUUCCUCAGACUUAAGUAUUUUGGAUUUUGACAUACCUUUCUCCAUUAUCUUUCUUUUGGCUUCUUGCACUGAACUGCUGAUAACGAUUGGAAUUAUGGCUUCUGUCACAUGGGAAGUUGUCAUUGUAGGCAUUCUUGCCAUGGUUGCUACAAAAUAUGUUCAGGACUAUUAUCUAGCCUCUGCAAGGGAACUAAUAAGGAUCAAUGGAACAACCAAAGCUCCUGUUAUGAACUAUGCAUCAGAGACAUCACUUGGAGUUGUCACUAUAAGAGCUUUUAAGAUGGCGGACAGGUUCUUCCACAAUUACUUAGAGCUAGUUGACACAGAUGCCAGAUUGUUCUUUCAUUCUAAUGCAACGAUGGAAUGGUUAAUUUUAAGGACUGAAACACUUCAGAAUCUGACCCUUUUCACAGCUGCUUUUUUCAUUGUUUUACUUCCUAAGGGUUAUGUUGCACCAGAGCUUGUGGGGCUUUCUCUUUCUUAUUCUUUAUCACUAACAGCAACACAAAUUUUUGCGACUCGAUGGUAUUGCAGCUUAUCCAACUACAUUAUCUCGGUUGAGAGGAUAAAACAAUUCAUGCAAAUUGUACCAGAGCCUCCUGCAAUUGUGGAGGACAAGAGGCCAGCAUCUUCAUGGCCUCCGAAGGGUAGGAUAGAGCUGUAUUCUCUGGAGAUCAAAUAUCGUCCAAAUGCUCCGCUAGUUCUCAAGGGAAUUACGUGCACAUUCAAAGAAGGCACGAGAGUAGGAGUUGUGGGAAGGACAGGAAGCGGAAAAACUACACUCAUAAGUGCUUUGUUUCGCUUAGUAGAGCCGGCCAGUGGUAAAAUCAUUAUAGAUGGACUUGACAUCUCCUCUACGGGUCUAAAAGACUUGAGAAUGAAGCUCAGCAUCAUCCCUCAAGAACCAACUCUUUUCAGGGGAAGCAUCCGAACCAACUUGGAUCCACUAGGCCUUUACUCCGAUGACGAAAUAUGGAGGGCUCUAGAAAAGUGUCAGCUCAAGGCAACAGUCAGCAAGCUACCUAGUCUGCUAGACUCAUCUGUAAGUGAUGAAGGGGAAAAUUGGAGCGCCGGACAACGCCAGCUCUUUUGCCUUGGCAGAGUCCUUCUCAAGAGGAACAGAAUUCUAGUUCUAGACGAGGCUACAGCGUCCAUUGAUUCUUCGACAGACGCCGUUCUGCAGAGAAUCAUCAGGGAGGAAUUUGCAGAAUGCACAGUGAUAACUGUGGCUCACAGAGUUCCAACCGUUAUAGACAGUGACAUGGUCAUGGUCCUCUCCUAUGGGAAGCUGAUGGAGUAUGAAGUGCCUUCAAAGCUCUUGGAUACAAACUCCUACUUCUCCAAGCUUGUAGCUGAAUAUUGGUCAAGCUGCAAGAGAAACUGAUGCCAAAAUGUCAACAAGUUUGACAGUACAAUAAGAAGCAUUAAUCUCGACUGAAACCAUCCUAAUGCUUGGAUUUUGGUAAUAAAAAUCUGAAGGGUUUAAAUCUUUAUUAGUACCUUCUAGAUUAGUUAAGAAACUGUCUGAUUGGAAAUUGCUGUUAGAAAUCUUUUUAUUUAUUUAUAUACCAUGUAAAAUCUUAGAGAAAAUCUGGGCCGUCCAAUCUUGACUGAAACAUCAUUUUCUAAGA